This is a messenger RNA of Penicillium cinerascens, 2511 nucleotides long. RefSeq lists its product as uncharacterized. The transcript has 2 exons. Gene Ontology annotation, molecular function: molybdenum cofactor sulfurtransferase activity; pyridoxal phosphate binding; molybdenum ion binding. Gene Ontology annotation, biological process: Mo-molybdopterin cofactor biosynthetic process. The record is from RefSeq and is a predicted model, not a curated record. The coding region runs from base 1 to 2511 and encodes 836 amino acids. Lineage: Eukaryota; Fungi; Ascomycota; Eurotiomycetes; Eurotiales; Aspergillaceae.
AUGACGGAAUCUUUUGUCGAGAAAGGCGAUGAUGCCAGAUAUGGCGAGGGUUAUUGCACCGACUUGGAGACCAUUCGCAAGAUGGAGUACCCUCUGCUCAAUGAGACCAUCUAUCUUGAUCACGCUGGAACAACGCUCUAUGCCAAGUCUCUGAUUGGGUCAUUCUCGCAAGACAUGAUGUCCAAUUUAUACGGGAACCCCCAUUCCAUGUCUCAAUCCUCACAACGAUCUACGAAGCGGACGGAAGAUGUGCGACUCCGAGCCCUUCAAUUUUUCAAUGCGGACCCAGAUGAGUACGAUCUGGUUUUUGUGGCCAAUGCCACCGGUGCUAUCAAGCUAGUCGCCGAAUCGUUCCGGGAUUUGGAUCCUCGGGGCUUCUGGUAUGGGUACCAUAUCGACUCCCAUACCAGUCUUGUUGGGGUGCGGGAGAUCGCCAAUAUGGGUUACGAGUGCUUUCGAGAUGUUGAAGUGGACGCGUGGAUCUCAGAAUUUGGCCCCGAACAACCGAGAACGCCCAAGCUGCUUGCCUUUCCGGCACAGUCUAAUCUAAACGGCCGACGUCUUCCCGUCCGUUGGUGUAAGCAGAUCCGCAGCGCUGCUAGUGCGGGCGGAGGCAAUAUCUUCAGCCUACUGGAUGCCGCCUCAUAUGUGUCAACGGCACCACUAGAAGUGAAUGACUUAGCGCCCGACUUUGUCGCGCUCAGCUUCUACAAGAUAUUUGGCUUUCCCGACCUAGGUGCGUUGAUUGUUCGGAAAAGCGCCGCCCGGGCCUUUGAGAGGCGCAAGUUUUUUGGUGGAGGCACUGUGGAUAUGGUGUUAGCAUCAGGAGCACAAUGGCAUGCAAAGAAGGAAACCUCCAUUCACGAGCAGCUUGAAGAUGGCACUCUUCCCUUUCACAACAUUAUUGCAUUAGGUGCCGCCUUGGAUACGCACAAGCGUAUUUACGGUUCAAUGGCCAAUAUCUCCGCCCAUACCGGGUUGCUUGCCAAGCAGGUUUAUGACAGUCUCUCUUCGUUGAGACAUUACAAUCGCACAAACGUUUGCCGGAUCUAUCAAUCAGGCUAUGGCAAUCUCGCGUUACAAGGCCCAAUUGUCGCGUUCAAUUUAAAGAACAGUCGAGGCGAGUGGAUCCCUAAAACCGAUAUCGAGAGACUGGCAGCGGCACGGAAUAUCCACCUGCGUUCUGGGUCCGUCUGUAACCCAGGCGGCACGGCCUCAUCUCUUGGCUGGAGCGCUGCCGCUCUUAGCCGUCAUUAUGCGGCAGGCUUGCGUUGCGGCGAUGACCAUGAUGUGUUAGACGGGCGACCCACGGGGGUUCUUCGUAUCAGCCUGGGUGCAAUGACCAAUCUCAGAGAUGUCCAGUCUCUAAUCCAAUUCAUCAAAGAGAUUUACGUGGAGAGCGUCCCACCGGUUGCAUUGCCAGCCUCUUCUCUAAAAGGCAGCGUGCUUAUCGCACCUCGUUUCUAUAUCGAGAGUUUGGCAGUGUUCCCAAUCAGAGGCUGUGGUGCCUUUAAAAUCCCCGCAAGCAAGUCUUGGGAAGUCAACAGUGAAGGAUUAGCAUGGGAUCAGACAUGGUGUCUAGUUCACGAGAAGACUGGAAAGGGGCUGGAUGAGCAGACGUAUCCGCGGAUGGCACAUAUUCUUCCGACGGUUGAUCCGGAACGCGAAAGCCUUCUCGUGUCAUACGAUCGGACGGUUGAUCCUGCUCACGACAUCGUUCGCGUCUCAUGCGCUCCGCCAGCUUCAAAGGGGCAAAUUAGCCUGGAAAUUCCUCUUGACUGGGCGAAAACGAGUCUGGUAACUACGUCAAAAUCUGACACAAGCAGUAGCUACAAGGAAGGGACAUCCACACAAUCCCAUUUCUCAAAUCUAACGAAAACCUUUUUCUCUGAGAUUUUAGGUGUGCCCUGCACCCUCGCCCGGUGCUCUUCCCAAUCCACUGGCCAGUUUCAGCCACCACAACCGAGCAAUACUUGCGGGGGUCGAAUGCGCAAGCUCUUCAGGACUAAGGCCAGUCAUGAAAAUGGCCAGCGCUCCCAUAUUUCAUCUAAUGAGCCUACUAGGCCGAUCGUUUCAAAACAAUCAGCUAUCCACCACAUAACCCAAGCCACCGCCGUCCACGCCACGCGAGGGAUUGCAAUCAGCAAGCCAAUGACCGCAGAAAUGUUCCGUGCAAAUAUUGUCGUUGCUGAGCGAGGGAAUAUGGUCGACGCACAGAAGUCCAACGCCGAACACCACUGGUCGUCUCUCUGCAUCGGCCAAGACCGGGUCUAUCUUGAUGUUCUUAAGAAUGACCGGCGCAGUCAGACUGGGAGCAGUGACCGAACCACAGGCACAGAUCGUGCCAAGUCAUUUGCGCGCGUCAUUAUACGCCAAGCUAACGGUGAGAAUCUGCUGGGCACAUACGCCAUCCUUCCCACGGAGGACGUCGACAUUUGUGAGUCUGAGAAAUUCGGUGGUAAAACAAUUGCGGUGAUGGAUGUGGUUUUUCCUUCGUCUAAAGGUGAAUAA